Molecule: messenger RNA, 3327 nt
Organism: Mizuhopecten yessoensis (Yesso scallop)
Lineage: Eukaryota; Metazoa; Mollusca; Bivalvia; Pectinida; Pectinidae
Exons: 3
Coding region: 607-1986 (459 amino acids)
Source: RefSeq, a predicted model, not a curated record
CGAAUACAACUCUUUGUUGCAUUGAAUUUUCUUUGCGAGUUUUGCAUACCUAUUUGCGAAUUUAUCCAUCUUCGUACAUAAACAAAACUGUUCAAGAUGAUAUCAUACAUCACAGUACUUUUCUUGAUAGGAUUGGCAGCUGGCGAUAGUGAUCUUAAGCGGACAAACGCUGGCGUGAUUUUUAAAUCACGAGGAACAAUUCAGAGUUCGUCCAGCGUUUGGUACCAUACCUUCGCAUUAGAUCUGCCGACACUGCCAAACAAAUGGCUGCAUUACCAAAUGGCGGAUCCUGGUAUGCCUCCAAUGAAGUGUACAGGAAACCCGGGUGACAGUGAAUGCAGCAUGUCAGCAAUGUCGAUGUCAAAUUUCAUUAUUUCAUUGAAUGCAGAGGUUGUAAAGACGUUUGAUCAUUUAUUGGACCUGACCAGAACUCUCAUCCCAAAACAUGUAUCACCAGAUCAAAAGAGAAGAAAAUGGUUUGCCCCACUCUCAAUUAUUGGUUCGAGUUCGAAAACAAUAUUUGGAACAGCAACCGUAGAAGAUGUUGAGACGGUUUCUUCCAAUAUCAACGAAUUGAUCAGAUGACAGAGACUUACUGCUAAGACCAUGGUUGCCCACGAAAGGAAUUUCCAGUCAUUUGUUAAGUUGUCUAGUUCACCUUUUAAUGGGUUAAAGAAGAAAGUUUCUGAUAAUCACGAGGCUCUUAAAAUGAUAAAGAAUCUUGAAAUAAAUAAUACUGACACCAUCAACCGGGGAAUAGAUUUACUUGAAAUUGCAAUGUUUCAGAUGAAUAGAACAAAUUCCAUCAUUCACCACCUUCGCGAUAUUGGGCAAGCUAUUGAACAACUGGUACAAGGUUAUCUCUCACCUUUACUCGUUUCAGGGAAAGCCAUCAGAAGUGUCGUCAAAGAGAUCAACGACAAGAUCAUCGACAUGACGAAUACAAAAGAUCACGGUGUACUUUCUGACUACGGUUUUGGUCAUCAUAACUCUUUUUUUUGUCAAUUGCAAGGAAAUACAAUAUUGAUUACUCUUAAACUUCAGGUAGUACCAUUGUUAGGAAAGACACAUCUCUACCAGGUAAUGGUGUAUCCAGUUCCAACAACCAAACAAAGUAGACAUGCAACAAAGAUAGCAGGUCUUCCAGAGUAUGUUAUAAUUUCUGACGAUUACGGAGGUAGGAGGUAUUCACCAAUUACACCUGUUCAAUUGUCUAACUGCAGAGGGAUUCAUCAUGUGGUAUGUCCAUUUAAUUUAGUUUACACAACAGUUUUAAAGGAAAACUGUCUUACAUCCCUCAUUAAAGAUUCUUCAGAUAAAAUAGCAAAGUUUUGUGAUUUUAGGUACUUCCGUGACCAUCUGGAGCCGUCCAUAGAGCCGAUAUCGGACAACAGCUUUUCGGUGUAUGAUAUCCCCAGGCUCUCACUGAAUAUAAGAGGACAUACCGAAGAUGUCGAAGGCUGCCAUCUUUGUAUUAUUACCAUACCAUGCCAUGCCAGAAUCGAGACUUAUGACAUGACCAGUGACAGAGUGCUUUCCCAGAAAUGCAAUAGCGAGGAGACCGAAGUGACACGCGAUCAUCUUGUAAACUUGGCGAUGGUAAAGGCAUUCAUUGCAGAAAACAAUCAGCUUGGAUUUACAGCAUCAUCUGUCUUCAGUAAAGCACAGGAUGUUAAAGUACCCAAAUUUGACUUUUUCGAACACCGCUAUCAUGAAUUCCUUACGACCGACCAGAAAACGAACCUUAAGCUGAACAAGAUGGUAGAAGCAUCAAAAAGACAGGAAAAAAUAUUUCAAAAUAUUGCAGAACCCUUUAUCAAAGCUAGUGAAGAAAACGCCACUUGGUUAACCUCGAGUCUUUCCGUUGGAGAUAUUGUGGUAAUAAUAUGCCUUAUUGUUGGGACAGUGGUUUUCAUACGACUUAUUUUUAUUGUGAAGAGAUUGGGAGCAAUUAUUGCUGUUAGUACAAAAGGCGAAGAAGCAUAAUGAGAAUCUACAAAAUUAGACUCUACCAUUCAUGGCAUGAUAAAGUCUGGAGAACAAUAUGAAAAUCUAGAACAAAAGAUCAAGACGAUAACUAAUAUAUGUACACAUAUUAUACAGAAACUGAGGCAUUCUAACCAAGGAACACUAAUGAAGACUAGGAAAAGAGUAAGAUUUUAGUUAUUGAACCAGUUAUAGGCUCUUUUGUUCAGAAAUAUAAACCUGAUUAUACUAUAAACAAUAAAAAACAGAUAGCUGACCAAAUAAAAAGAAUUUUAUCUAAAUAUUAACCCACAAAGGAUGAGUCACACCUGACGUAAUUAAUUAAUGUUGUGGCUGUAUUUAUAAUUCUAUUUUUCUUUACUGAUAGUAGAUAUGUUCGGAAAUAUAUGAGCUAUUAUAUAAACAAUAUAAAAUCAUUAUAUGUGUAUUUUUGUAGUCAGAAUGAGAAAAAAGUCAAGUCACGGUACAAGUAUUUCUGAAUUUGCCGCUACAUUUAUAUAUAAUAUUCGUUGAUAACGGUAGAUUAUGAAAAUAAACUUUAUUAUAACAUUUUUCAACCUAUGUUAAAGUUUUGUACAAAAAAAAUAAUGUUUAACACCCUAGGACGAAAUAUAGCAGCACAGUCAUAAAAAUAAGGAGGCCCGCUAUGAUAUUUUCGGAAAAAUACAUCACACCUGACGUAAUAAACUAAUGUUGUGGCCGAAUUGAUAAUUCUAUCUCUCUUUAUUGAUAGUAAAUAUAUUUGGGAAUAUAUUAACUAUUAUAUAAACAAUACAAAAAACAUUAUGUGUGUAUUUUUAUAGUCAGAAUGGUAGAGAAAUAAAGGGACGGUACGAUUGUAUUUUAAAUUUUCCGACAUGUUUUUAUAUAGUAUUGGUUUAUAACAAUUAAUUAUGGAAUACAAGUUUAAUAUAAUUUCACAAUAUGACCCUGAUUCAAGUAUUAACUUUAAUAGUAAUUAUUAAGAAAACUAUUGACCUUUACACUUCCACAUCCCCGGGGGGUGUAACUAUCAGAAUGAGAGAAAAAAAUCAAGGCACGGUACGAGUAUUUCUGAAUUUGCCGGUUAUAUGUAAUAUUCGUUCAUAACGAUAAAUUAUGAAAUUAAACUCGUUAUAAUAUCAUUUUUCGACUUUGGUUGAAUUAUUUGUACAACAUAAACUAAUGUUCAAUACCCUAGGUCGUCAUAUAGCGGCACAGUUUAAAAACUACGGAGCCCCACUAUGAUAUUUUCGAAAAAAUACAUCACACCUGACGAAAUUAAUUAAUGUUUUGGCUGUAUUGGUAAUUCUAUCACUAUUUAUUGAUAGUAAAUAUGUUUGGGAAUAUGUCAUUUUUGAG